AUGGCGCAGGCCGGCGAGGCGGUGACGCGCGCCCCGGCCGCCGGCGCCGCCAUGGACAGCAACGUGCUGGCCAUCGUCGUGGCUGCGACCGUGUCCACGUCCGUGUUCAUCGUGGCCAUUCUGGUCCUGCUGCUGCUCCUCUACCACCGGGACCCCCUGUGCUGCCAGUUCCUCUGCUCCUGCCGCUUCUUCCAGAGCCCCAGCCAGUAUGACUGUCCCCCUCCGUACUUCAGCAGCAGCCAGCGGCUGGUGGGACUCCAACAUGGAGCGUCGCGCCUGGAGAGUGCUGCCGAGAAUCCCGGCAUGCAGGGAGAUGAACUAUUCUGCGUCGGACCCCCAAGCAGCUACCAGCUGCCUGCCUGGGAAGAGCCUCGCUUGCCGAGCUACGAGAGUGUGCGGAAGAAGGAUCGCCAGCGGGAAAUCCAUCAGAUGAUCGCCGAGAGGUUUGGCCUGUGGGCAGACCCUUCCCAGGAGAUGCCACCUCCCUACGAGCAUGCUCUGAGGCAUCCUCCAGCUUUCUCAGGAACAGGAAUAAGCUCGGAGACCUUGGACAGACUGGGAAUGCCAGUGCCUUUCCAUGACCCUGUCUGCUACCAAACUCAAAGGAACACAGCAGUGGAACAGCUAAACCAGAGACUUUCACCCAGAUUUGCAACCAGGCGAGAAACGCACAGGCAAGUUGGACCCAGCCAGUGGAGACUUCCAUCCUGCAGCACAGGGAUAAAGGCAGAGCCACCACCAAAUAUUCCUGUUUGUCCAGAAUAACCAGGCAUGGCUCUUCUCUGGCAGAUGUGCUGUUACCAGAGCUACUUUGUUCUACACAGGCAGUAAAGGCAAAGGUCUGCUCGGCCAGAGCCUGUUCAGGCAGCUGAGUGCAACGCACCUCCAUGAGGCUGUGCAAGUAUUGUCAAGCACACCAAGUAUUAGACCUGAGAAGGUGGUCACCUUCUACUACUUCACUUAUUUCUUAGGUUAUAAAAUGGUUUUCUGUAUCAGGUGGGAAUCUUGACCCAAGAGUAAUGGAAUGAAUCUGCAUCAGAGCAUCGCUCUGGGCUCUCAGAGCCACGUUCCUCUGGAAGCUGGAGCAAUUUUGUGUGAACUUAAGAUUCAGGUGUCCAAGAGAUUCCAGACUGAAGAUCCAGGAGCUUGUGUUACUUGUGGUUUUGUAUGCAGAGACAAACAGGAUGAACUGUGUGACUGGACAAACAGCUGAGAAAGGAGGGAAGCAUACAGGGAAUAACUGGUGGUCUCUGAGAAGGACAAAAAGGACUGUGGAAAUAUGUGGUUCACCCAGGUUACUUGAUCUUUCUUUGCAGAGCAGCCAAUCUAGCAAUGUCAACACUGGUGUUGUUACACCACCAAUUUUGAUACCAUUUUUUACUGCAAAACAAAUGUUUUACAAAUUGUUUACAAAGCUGUAGAUAAAGUGAGAUGAGUUUGGCCACCAGGCAUUUGGGCUCCUGUCUCUCACAGCAACAUAAGCAACCAUGAAAUGACUCAGAAAAAAAAAAAUAAAAGGAUAGCCUGGA
This is a messenger RNA of Nothoprocta perdicaria, 1529 nucleotides long. RefSeq lists its product as uncharacterized. The transcript has 6 exons. NCBI's taxonomy places the organism in Eukaryota, Metazoa, Chordata, Aves, Tinamiformes, Tinamidae. The record is from RefSeq and is a predicted model, not a curated record. Bases 1 to 765 code for a protein of 254 amino acids.